GAAGUCGAUCAGACACCAUGCAAACGGAACAAGAUUUGGACAUAUCGGUCAUCUUCUCGACGUUUUUCUUGAGGAACAUCGGCUUAUGGAUAUCUAACAAUCGCGCGGAAAACUGUCGGAUGAAAAUAAAGCUAAUGUGCACACUAUUCAAUUCGAUAGAUGCCUCGAUCGUCAUUAUGAGAGAUUUCUAUUUUACUUGGUUAUACAAAGGCGACAUUCUUUACGUUACUACCAACACAUUAACUGUGACAAUGGGUUUAAUCAAGAUAUGUAUCAUACUAAUGCAUAAAAGGGAAUUUAUAAAUCUGAUUACGUACACGCAACGAAAUUUCUGGAAUGUUAACUACGAUACACGCGAAAAAGAAAUUUUAAAUAAUUGCAGAAAGACUUGCACCUUUUUCGUCUGUUCUGUCAGCGCCAUUGGCAUAUGUGCUAUGCUAGCUUAUCUGUCAACACCGCUUAUAGCAAAUGCUGGGAAAAAUAAAUCAGAAAGAAUAUUGCCAUUCAACGUGUGGCUAAAUUUACCAGUAUCUAUAUCGCCUUACUACGAAAUAGGAUUCCUUAUACAGACGAUAAGUUUGUAUUACAUAGCGGUCAGUUAUUUUUGCUUCGAUAACGUUUUCUGCAUCCUGGCCAUACAUUUGACUGGCCAGUUUCGCAUACUUCGAUACAGGUUCGCAAAACUGUGUGACAUGGAACAUCAGAUAACAGAGAAAGACACGGGAUUGAUGAUAACAAAGCAUGUGCAUACAUUUUACGAGCAAUUGAAGUUGUACAUUCGACAACAUCAGACACUGAUUGAUUUUUGCAACAGGCUUGAAGACAUAUACACGAUGCUAAUAUUUGGACAAGUGUUGGUAUUUAGCGUGUUAAUUUGCCUGUUUGCUUAUCAGGGACUAGUGGUUGCUGCUCCUUUUGCGAGACGUUCCAUCUUCGUCUUUCUUUUAAUCGGUUCAAUGGCUCUAUUGUUUAUGUUCACCUAUAGUUGUGACGGUGUGAUAGAACACAGUGAGAAAGUUGCUAUAGGAGCAUAUUCAGCGCUGUGGACGAUCAUGCCAAUGAACAAACCUGGUAGGAUGCUGCGAAACGAUCUGAUAAUGGUGAUUGAACGAUCAAGACGAGUUUGUUGUCUUACUGCGAACAAAUUUUUUCCUGUAUCAUUGGAGACUUACACUACGAUUUUGUCUACCGCAGUAUCGUAUUUCACGUUGUUAAGGAAUAAUGUAGAAGAUAAAAAUGUAGAUUGAUUGAUAAAGCAAAUCACCAACAAACUCCGUAGAGUAUUCGAAGAAAAUUGCCUACGAUACUAUACAACAAAAUUGAAUGUUUACAUUUAAUUAAGGAAAAAAAAUUAUUGAAGGGAAAAUAACUGAUAAUUUAAUCUUAGUAUAUGUAUAAUCAAUAAUCAGUAUGGAAUUUUUCGUAUAUGAU
Molecule: messenger RNA, 1431 nt
Organism: Bombus pyrosoma
Lineage: Eukaryota; Metazoa; Arthropoda; Insecta; Hymenoptera; Apidae
Product: odorant receptor 13a-like
Exons: 6
Coding region: 18-1247 (409 amino acids)
Biological process (GO): sensory perception of smell; detection of chemical stimulus involved in sensory perception of smell
Cellular component (GO): plasma membrane
Molecular function (GO): olfactory receptor activity; odorant binding
Source: RefSeq, a predicted model, not a curated record